Molecule: messenger RNA, 696 nt
Organism: Necator americanus (New World hookworm)
Lineage: Eukaryota; Metazoa; Nematoda; Chromadorea; Rhabditida; Ancylostomatidae
Exons: 6
Coding region: 1-696 (231 amino acids)
Source: RefSeq, a predicted model, not a curated record
AUGUUUCCGAUCUACUCCGCGUUAUUGGCCUUUUUGCCGCUAAUCCUAGCUGUCGAGGACUGUGUCAAAUCGGCUAGGGAAGACAGAUGUAGUGAGAUUUUCCAGGACAUUGAACUAUGUAAUGAGGAAUCCUAUCGGCCACAGUUAAUGGAUUGUCUAGUAACAUGUGGAAAAUGUAGCGCAUUUUCAUGUAAUAAUCCACAACCGGAUGCAUUUUUUAAUUGUACCGCGUUGGCUUCACAAUGUAAUUCAACCGUAUGGGAACAUUUUAUGAAGGAAAAAUGUCCUUCUACAUGUGGAAAAUGUGACAUAAAAAAUGCGAAUCUUUGUAAGGAUGCUAGCGAUAGUGUGAUGUGUUCAACAAUGGUGCAAUUUUGCAAUUCUCUCGACUUCUAUGAUCAAAUGUCUGAACAGUGCGCUUCGACGUGCAAUCGAUGCCCUAAUCCCGGGGAUAGCGUUUCCAAGACCUGUAAGGACCUCGCUCAUGACUGUCGUUCGAGAAUUUCGCUAUGCGACCAUCCGAAAUACGAUGGUUUAAUGCGACGAGCUUGUGCGAAAACGUGCAACAAAUGUGGAACAUGUUACGAUGCAACUGAUCGAUGUCAACAAUGGGCUGCUCGUGGUUUUUGCAACAAUUACGAGUACACACACAAUCUUCGAAUGAAACUUUGCGCUAAAACGUGCAAAUUAUGCUGA